Molecule: messenger RNA, 1268 nt
Organism: Meleagris gallopavo (turkey)
Lineage: Eukaryota; Metazoa; Chordata; Aves; Galliformes; Phasianidae
Source: RefSeq, a predicted model, not a curated record
ACUGAAGUGCUGCAGAAAUCAUUCUUUUCUGAAUGCCACCUCUGCACAGAAGAGGGUCCUGAUGACAUCACAUCCUCUCCUAUAAAUUACGCUGCCUCCAAAGUUCACUGAGAAACAUCACCCGCGCUCCGCUGCACCGCCCCGAGGACGAUGGCCGGGUCUCCUGCACUGCUCCUCCUGCUCAGCCUGGGGCUCUGCUGCACUGGUGCCCAGGGACAGAGGAUGGAGGCCAGAUUCCUCAACAGGAAUAUGAAGCACCCUCAAGAGGGACAGCGACUGGAGCUGGAGUGCCUGCAUUACGAAAGAAACAGAUACCCCUUAUUCCUCUUCUGGAUCCGCCUGGAUAAGGAUGGGAGGCUUCACUUCAUUGUCUCCUGCUACCAAUCGUACUUUGCUACCUACUAUUGGGGUGACAAAAAAUCUACGCAGUUUGAUGCAUCACUGAGAGACAACACCUUCAGACUGGUGGUGAAGUCCUUCAGGGCACAGGACCAGGGGAUCUAUUUCUGCAUGAACUAUAUCAACUCGGUGCUGCACUUCAGCUCUGGACAACCCGCCUUCUUCCCAGGUCAGCAACAGCUUCAUCCACCUCGCUUACACCCACCACCCCUGCCCAUGCCUUCUCAAUCUGGCCCAUCACCCACACUCCCCACAUCCCUGCUUCUUUGCCCAAGCCGUUUCAUCACACAGCCACUGCUCCUCCUCUUAGAGGCUCCCUGCCCACCAGCUCCGCUCGCAGUACUGGCUCUGCCCAUACACACAGGUGGUCGCAAAGCCCAGCAGCAUCUCCCCAUCCCAUCAGUGCCUUAGAGGGAUGAGAGUUACAAUGUCCACAGCUGCCACAUCCUUCCUCACCUCACAAUAAUCCAGAUUGUCCUAAGAAAUUCUGAAUGCUGAAAACAUCUCAAAAAGUGACUCACAGGUUAGGUGUAGGUUGCACUGUGGAAAGAAAAGGUUCCCAGGUCUCUCAAAGAACUAUUCUGAAUAAGAAGGAUCUCUGCAUGUGCUGCUCAGGAAGUACGAACCGUCAGAUUUCUAUUUCCAUGGUUGGGCAGUGUUUCACUGUAUCACUUCAAAAUGGGAUCUAUGAAGUUCCACCCGAGUUGGCCUUUUCCUGGCAGUGGUGGCAGAAGGUGGUUUUAUUCUAUUUUGCUGUAUUCAUUCAUUUCUUCUUCCAGUCACAACAACAACAGCAGCACCCACCACACCCACUGCCACCACCCAAAGCAGCCAGGUCACUACAGAGGAUAUCUCCCAGCACAGCCCGG